Molecule: messenger RNA, 679 nt
Organism: Suillus paluster
Lineage: Eukaryota; Fungi; Basidiomycota; Agaricomycetes; Boletales; Suillaceae
Exons: 2
Coding region: 90-542 (150 amino acids)
Source: RefSeq, a predicted model, not a curated record
UUUCGCAUGCUUAUCUUUGACUCGUUUUGAAAUUGGUGUUCGAUCAAUUCGGUCUAUUCUCCGCCGUCAGCACGUCUUUUAUCGUAGCGAUGGAGUCGAAUCUCAGUCCUGGCCCUAGCAACACCACAAAUACCCUUCUCACGCAGCUCCUACAAAUUGGACUCGGAAACCUCGCCAAGGCGGGCUUGACUCCAGCAGCGCCGGCAUCUACGUGGUCACCGUCCACGCCGAAUAUAAGGAUCCAAACGAUCGCCUACGCAAGCUUGUCCAUGAGUUUGCUCGCUGCAUUCGGCGCCGCACUAUGCAAGCAGUGGCUUGGGUACUGCAAGUCGAACAAAUAUGGCCGCGGCUCGCCUGAGAAACGCGGGAAGCGCAAUUUGAAGGCAUCAUCACUUGAUAUUCUGAUGCCGUCGUGCAAUCCUUUCCGAUCUUCCUUUAGAUCUCGCUUCUUCUCUUUGGGAUCGCCCUCAGCGCCAACAUGUGGUAUGAGCAGCAUAGCAUCAUCGGAACAACGGUCUUCGGAUUUUUGUUCUAUUCGCUGACUGAUGGCAUCUUUGAUAUCUCCCCCCUGUCCAUUUCAAACGCCGAUAUCGACAAUGUUGCGCAUGUUGCGCAUUGACAGAGUCCUACUCCUGAUGUUCAAACCAGCAUCCGGGUAUUUCCAGCAGCUGACAACAUC